Molecule: messenger RNA, 776 nt
Organism: Aspergillus fijiensis CBS 313.89
Lineage: Eukaryota; Fungi; Ascomycota; Eurotiomycetes; Eurotiales; Aspergillaceae
Exons: 1
Coding region: 91-579 (162 amino acids)
Source: RefSeq, a predicted model, not a curated record
CAGUCUGCUUUCAAAUAUAAGGCCGACAGAUAUACCGUCUCAGGGAACCAUAUCAAUCGUGAAGAUGCUGAGCCCAAACCCAGCGUAGACAUGCUCAAUGUAGAAAGAAGAGUACCUCUAAAGUACAAGUACAAGUACAACCCUCGCCUCCGAAGUCCCCGAAAUCUCCUGAACCUCCCCUACUCCAACAACCAGCACACCACACCACCUGAUCCACAAACCCCCAAAGAAAAAAAAAAAGAAGAAGAAAAGGAAAAGACGGCGAUAGAGUGGGUUCGUGGGUUUGAUCUGCCAUGCAUUCGGGGACCAGCAAUCAAACUCGGGGGUGGGGAGGGGAUCUCACCUUUCUUUCCACCCAGAAAUCCCCCUACCGUAAGUCAAGUUAACUUUACCCGCCGCUGCAUGGCCAUGGAAAUGGUCCCCGAACCCUACUUCUCUGUGGUUGAUCAUAGGACUCAAGCCCGCGGGUCGAAUCUCCGCAUAGCAUGGCAUGGCAAUCCAAGAAAAGCCGGAUGGGCCGGAAAGGGGUUCCUUUCCUCUGGUCUGUUUUUUUUUUCUUCUUCGGUUGGCUGGAUUUGAAGUCGGUGGUCGCCGACCGACCGGCUGUAUGGCCUUUGCGCUGUCCUUGACACUGCGCGUAUAUAGAUACGAGAAUUCUUGGGCCGAGAGGUGAGAGUCGCAUUGUUCCCGGGACGAACAUGAAAGAAGAGGCGGAUCAACAACUUAAUUAAUAACAGGACACGGCGGACCGUACAGUUGAUAAUUGUGAUCGGGGG